Dermatophagoides pteronyssinus (European house dust mite) is the source of this 1321-nucleotide messenger RNA. It is a transcript of the gene Hmbs, whose product is annotated as porphobilinogen deaminase-like protein l(3)02640. Gene Ontology annotation, cellular component: cytoplasm. The record is from RefSeq and is a predicted model, not a curated record. Gene Ontology annotation, biological process: heme biosynthetic process. Gene Ontology annotation, molecular function: hydroxymethylbilane synthase activity. Lineage: Eukaryota; Metazoa; Arthropoda; Arachnida; Sarcoptiformes; Pyroglyphidae.
UAUGACGAUAUAUUGAUGUCCAAUAAAUUUAUUUCGCAAGCUGAAUAUGAAUCUGUGAUAAUCAUUCCAACAUUCACUUAUCCGAACGGACCCAAAAAUCUCGAACAACAAAAUGUCCUCAGAAAUAACCAUAUCAUUCGAAAAAUCGGUGGAAGCGCCAACUUUGUUAACGAUUGGAUCGCGUAAAUCACGUUUGGCCAUGAUUCAAACACAUAUGGUUAUUGAUGCACUCAAACAUCAUUAUCCAAAAUGUGAAUUUGUAGUGAAAAAUAUCGAUACAACUGGGGAUAAUAUUCUUGAUCGUCCAUUGGCCAAAAUUGGUGAAAAAGCGUUAUUCACUCGUGAGCUUGAAGAAGAAUUAUUAAAAGGGACAAUCGAUAUAAUUGUACAUUCUCUCAAAGAUAUGCCCACUACAUUGCCAGAUCGAUGUUGUAUUGGUGCAAUAAUGCAACGUGAAGAUCCAAGCGAUUCAUUAGUACUUCGUGAGGAUUUGAUUCAUCUAAAUAAGACGGAACAAAACAUGAAUAUCAAAUAUAUUAUAGAUGAUUGUACGCAACAUGUACAAACAUUUGGUACAUCUUCAUUGCGGAGAAUUGCUCAACUUCGUAAUUUAUCUCAGAAUGUAUCCAUAAAAGAUGUUCGUGGAAAUUUAAACACCCGGUUAGAUAAAUUAGACAAUCACCCUAAAUACGGUUAUGACUGUUUGAUAUUGGCCACUGCUGGCCUUAAGAGAGCUGGAUUUAACGAUCGUAUAAGCUUAAGAUUAACCGACGACAAUUGGUAUCAUGCAGUAUCACAAGGUGCAUUAGGUAUUGAAUGUCUUGCUGAUGAUUACCGAAUGCAACGAAUUCUUCAUCCGUUAGUCAAUCCGCGUGCAGUAUUUGAAUGUACAUCUGAACGGGUACUGAUGAAAUGUUUGGAAGGAGGUUGUUCAGUACCAAUCGGGGUACAAACAGAAUGGUCUAACAAUGAGAGAUGGUUGUUAACAUUAAAGGCCAAAGUUCUUAGUACGGAUGGAAAGCAAUCGGUCCAAGGUGAACAAACAGAAGAUCUGGACAAUCAAAAUGUACCGAUAAACGAAACGUUUGAGCUUUCAGACUUUACUGACAUAAGAAUUUCAGAGACCGAUAAUCAGUUUGAAUGUCGGUUACAAAAUUCUGUGCGACUUGGGCGUUCUGUUGCUAAGAAGCUUAUUGAUAUGGGGGUUAAAGAUAUUUUAAAACGUUCUUAGUAAAAGCAUCAUUUUUUAUUAGAUUUUUAUUUUUAAUCAAGAAUUAAUAACAUUGAAAAUUAUGAAAAGAAAGCUUAUAAUUUGAAUGAA